CAGGACAGGGUUACGGACGCAGCUACGCCUCAGUAUGCCGUAUGGGGAGCAUUCGCAUGACGUGCGCCAAUGGCUGCCACAACAACUGGCCCAUCUAACUGGACGUUGUCGGUGCCUUCCUGAACGCCCUCUGCGACAGAGAUGUGUACAUCAGACCCGCCCCCGGUACAUUCUCCAAGAACUCCGCGACGGGAGAACCCAUGGUGUACAAACUAGAACGGAGCCUCUACGGCCUAUCGCAGUCGCCGGCGUUCUGGAACGACAUCCUGGACGAGUCUCUCACGGUGUAUGGAUGGAAAAAUGACUCAAUCCGACCCCUGCGUGUACGUGUAUACCAGCGGCAACAUCAUCGUGAUUCUCACGGUCUACGUAGACGACAUUUCAUCACGGGAGGAGACCAGCAGCUCGUGGACCAGAAGAAGAAGGAGCUCACGGAUCGAUUCGAGAUGACCGACAUGGGAGAGGAAGCAUCCUCUACCUGGCCCAGUGAACAUGACAGCAGCCAAGCACGGGGUAAUCUAGUUCUUCCUUUCGUCUACAAGAGAGGACAGUGUCGGCUAGCGGCGUUUACGGAUUCAUCCUUCGGAGCAAACCCCGACAACGGAAGAUCUACCACGGGAUAUCUCUUCUUUCUGGCUGGAGGACUCAUCAGCUACGGUGCGAAGACUCAAACUCUAACCGCGCAAAGCACGGUCGAAGCCGAGAUUCAAGCACUUAGCUACUCAGCCAGAGAGGCGGUCUACAUCUCAAAUUUUAUGACGGAACUCAACUUCAAGACCUUCGGAUCGGUUCCCAUCAACAGCGACAGCACCGGAGCGCUGACAGUGGCCGGGAAUGCCAUGCACUCUCAACGCACGAAGCACGUGGCCCUGAGGUACUUUUUCAUCCGGGAGCUAGUACUACGGGGACAAAUCACUCUUCACCACCGGCCCAGCGAGCACCAGUUGGCUGAUAUCGCGACCAAGUACCUCCCAAAGCACCGAUUCGCCUCCAUCAUUCAGUCGAUCAAGGACUUCUCGUGUUGAUCGAAGAUCUGUGAAGCUUCCUUCUAUACCCGCCAUACCAUAAGGAAUAUAUUUUCGAUACGAUGCCAACGGAGGGGUCGAGGUAGACAAGGAUAUGGUGAU
Messenger RNA from Ectocarpus sp. CCAP 1310/34, 1127 nucleotides. The record is from the annotation of a GenBank genome assembly. Lineage: Eukaryota; Phaeophyceae; Ectocarpales; Ectocarpaceae.